AUGGCACGAAUCACGGGAUCACGUAUGACUCGAAGUCAGAGCCGUGAAGCCAAUGCAGGGUAUAUGCCAAACAAAGCAUCAUUAGAGCGAAAUUGGCUGAGUGGGCUAACGGAGGAGCCUUCCGCUCCUUCUCCCGGGUUUAUUGUACCCAGACAUGUGGUACCAGAGUCGCCCGAAAACCAUGAAGGUCAUACCAAUGUGUCUGGUACCACCCUGGGUCACAACGAUGUGGAGCCCAUUGCUUCUCAAGUUGCCGAUAAAAUUGCGACUCACCUGCCAUUCGUUCAACAACAGGCUUCUCUUGUCAUGAGUCUCUUGGUUCGCCCAGAGCUAAAUCCGGACAGCCUUGCAGCCGAGUCCAAAAAGCUCGUCGAUUCCAACCACCCGAAUCGCAAACGCUUGAGACGAUCCGUGGAAGGACUGACGGAUGAAUUGGAGGACUCUCCUCUUUCUCGUGAUGGCAAGUCGUUCUUGGACAUCUCUCAGGCUCGUCGUUUACUUUCUUCCGCGCAACUGGAGGCAUCAACCACAGACAUUUACAUGACAAACUGCACUCUUUUGACUCUGAACAUGUUUCUCCCUAGCAUGGGCACCGAGUCUCAGUCUGAGGUCAUCCAACAGCUGGAUGCCCAGUUUCCCGGUUGUGUCAUGAACAACCUUGUGGACAGUUCUAUGUCAAGGACAAUUGGGGCAAGUAGUACCACUGAGGCCACCUUCAACCUUGCAUUGGGUAUUCGCACACAGUUUUUCAUCAUGGAAUUAGAAAGACGCCAGCAUGAGCAGGGCUUCAACCCACUCUCCAUCUUGAGACAGAUUUUUGCUAUGGACCUUGUGUCUAGCGAAGAUGACUCUCAAAAUGUCCCCGGGUCCUUCCGAGGCUUCAAAUUGCCGGGUGUCUUAGAGGACGAUGAUGGUCAUCUUCCCGAACACCUUCCUGAAAAGUUCCUCAUCGCGGUCAGCGAUAGGUUUAAUGAGCUUCAUGAGGAAAUUUCUGAGUGGGAUUCCAUUGAUAUUCAUGGCUUGAAGAAGGCAUACAGAUGGCGCUCAUUUGAACGGGACCUUGCACGUUGGAUCUACGUUCGUGACAGAGAAAUCAAGGAUGAUAUCAGACGCUUGUCAGAAAAGGCAGAAAAGCUGCAUAAAUCACCUGCAACUCGUCGGCUUACUUCUGUACCGGUUGGAACCCCCAGUGGGCGCCCAGUAUCCACAGCGCCUCCAAGUGGCGAAAGCCCUCGCCGGCGACUGUUGCCCCAGCAGACUCAGUCUCCUCAAAAAGAACGAUUGAUGAACAUGACACCGGGGGUGGACAUUACACCAGAUGCAGAGAACGCACCUCAGGCAGCACAGGCAUCCGAGGCCGCCAGAAUACAUGAAGAUAAUGCUUCUCAGUCAGAUAUCACUUCUCAGAAGGCUUCUGACCAAAGGGUCUCCGACCAAGUCGCACCGCCGGUAGCAAAAGAUCCGGGUCGACGCAAGUCCAAAGGCAACUACCGAGAUCCGGCUUCAUUUGCGGCACUCAUGAGGCGCCAGGCUACUAGUCGUCAACAACCUGCCUCGAAUGUCGAAUCGCAAGCCAUAAGUAUUUCUACAAACACAAGUAUUGUGGCCCAAGCGAUUAAUGAUGCCCCUUCUGCUGGUCGCAGAGUUGAGCCUCUCGAAAUUCAACAAUCUCCUGAGCUGAGAUACGCAGACAUUGGGGAUGACUCUACAUAUGUAAACAAUGACGAGGAUCUGGAUCUCGGCAACAGCCCAGAGACAGAUGUUAUCACAUCGACCAGCCCUCCUAACUCCGCUAGGAUCAGUCGGAUCAGCCACAAUCCUACUCCUCGGUUCUUUGAUUCGCCCAGAGAUGAAAACACACAGCGGUCGGAACCGGUCGCUCGACGUUUCCUUGACAAGCAGACUAACGCUGGAGUUGUGUCGCCAAUCAGCCAAUAUGAUACUCAAGGUGCAGGGACCGUGCUGGGGAAGCGAAACCGGAAUGUUGAUGACCUGGAUGAUGACUCAAGUGAUGAGACAGACUUUGAGUUUGAACAAAACACUCAGGAUGUCGACGACAUGCGUCGGGCAGGAAAGCUUCAGUCAAAUUGGCCUGCCGCGAAGCGACAGCGCCCCCAUGACAAUGGGGAAUCUACCCCAGCAGAGUUGCAAGCGGAGAUCAACAGAUCCUCCGACCACCGGUCUACCUCCACACGAUCUCCUCAAAGGGACCAAAGAGCUGAUAGUGAAUAUGCCACUGAUAAAGAGACCGCCGUUGAGCAGCACGGACCGUCCUCAAGUGCUCAGAGUCGCUGGGCUGCUUCCAAUUCCCACGCUGCGACGACCAGCCGAAGGGGUCCGAAGGCCAGCUACAGAUGGACAGAGGAGGAAGAUGAACGUCUGAUUUACCUCAUGGGAAUUUUUGGUAGUAGCUAUGCCGCCAUCAAGAAGCAAGACAACGCUUGUCCUGCGUCUGAUGGUGGUCCCAUGCUUGAGCGUCGCUCUCAGGUCAAUUGCAAAGAUCGUGCUCGAAAUUUGAGGAAGAAGUACCUUAGAGAGGGUCGACCACUUCCACCGGGCUUGGAGAGCGCACCAGGUUAA
Molecule: messenger RNA, 2580 nt
Organism: Penicillium coprophilum
Lineage: Eukaryota; Fungi; Ascomycota; Eurotiomycetes; Eurotiales; Aspergillaceae
Product: telomere repeat binding factor family protein
Exons: 4
Coding region: 1-2580 (859 amino acids)
Source: RefSeq, a predicted model, not a curated record